Ornithorhynchus anatinus (platypus) is the source of this 3650-nucleotide messenger RNA. Its product is annotated as RNA exonuclease 1 homolog. The transcript is spliced from 16 exons. Gene Ontology annotation, molecular function: nucleic acid binding; exonuclease activity. The record is from RefSeq and is a predicted model, not a curated record. NCBI's taxonomy places the organism in Eukaryota, Metazoa, Chordata, Mammalia, Monotremata, Ornithorhynchidae. Bases 104 to 2965 code for a protein of 953 amino acids. Gene Ontology annotation, cellular component: nucleus.
AUCAGUCUUUACUUUCAAAUUUUAAAAAAAAAGGAAUACUUGAAGUAACGUACAUCCAGCAAGCUGCUUUGGGUCAUUUGGAACCGUUACCGAACCGAGUAAUAUGGAUAGAUCAGAUGAUAAAAUCACAAAUACAUUUGAAGAGAAACAGAAAACACAGUUGCAGUGUCAUCUGGGGCCUCAAGAACUGCCACAGAAUGCUAUCCCCUCUUUCCCACAGAGUGGCAUGGAUGAAAGAAACGCUAAACAAGAUGAAACUUCAGUUAAGGACUCUAGCGAAGGCAAUGAUUUGGUGUCUCAGAAACAUGUCACCAAAUUCAAAUAUCCAGCACCCGAUCUUGGCUCUGGUCCAUUACUUAAUUAUUCUUCAGGUGUAACUAGUGCUUCUAAAAUAAAAGUUGGAUCUGCAGUAAAAGCAGAUAGAAGCGAGCAAAGCCCAAACUUUAGCUCUUCACUUGAAAGUUGUUAUGAGCCCUCAAAGAAAACAACGUAUUGCAUUUCACCCAUAAAACUUAAAAUAAACCUAGAAUCUGACGAAGAUGAGCUUGUAAUUGAUGCACCACCACUAGUAGCUGUUGCCAAAAAGUCUAGAAGAUCUAGGUCCUUACCUAUAGAAAAAGAAUCCUUGCGUGGGAAGUGUGAAGGAAACCUUCAGAAUAGUCAUACAAAACUAGCUUUGCUGGAGACAGUGAAAGAGCAGGUAGAUGUAGAUAAACAUGGCCAGAGUGAUGUCAACCCAUCUGAGAAGCCAGGGCUAGCAGUUGAAAAUGCAGGCUUCCAUGGCUUGGAGAGCUAUGUUUCUAAAAUGGAAAGAUGCAGUGAGAAUAAACAGUAUCUCUUUACCUCAGAAGAAAGUAAAUCUUCAGCAUCUCCUCCUCAAAUACAAAUAAAGAAAAAAAAGUCUGAGAAAGAUCAUUCGAAGGAUGAAAUACUGGUGAAAAGGAAAUCCGUUCAAGAAGAACAGAUGAAGGAGUUCCUGCAUUUACCCAAUAUUAGUCAGCCAGAUGUUCCUUCCUCAGAGAGGAAUUCAGAAGAGAAAAUUAAAUUAACAAAAGACGUUCGAAUUCCUGGAGCAAAAAUGAAACGAGGAAAAUGGGAUAAUCUAGACUGCGAUAUGUGGCCCUCUCUUUCGAAGAAAUCGUGUUCCAUUGGUGAACCUGGGGGUGGAACAGAUCCUUCUAGUAGUAAAGGAAGUAAUAUCAAAAUCACCAGCGAUUUAAUUGUGACAAAGGCUGAAGAGGAACUUACUGAAGACAGCACACAGUCUUCUGACUCUUCUGAAGAUCCAGUUGAAGAAUGUCGUAGAAUUUUCAAUGAAUUUGAAAAAGAAAUGAAGAAGAAGCCAAUUGCUAAAAAGGUUGUAGAAAAGCCCGCAGAACAGACUACUUUGGAUUCCAGGAUCAUUUUGGUUCCUAGACAAAAGAAGAGAAUUGCACAUAUUGCCAAGUUUGAAACAACCAAAGAAACCACUGUGUCAUUGCAGGCAACAUUCACAGCACAAGCUCAUCAUAAGAAAGUUCAACAGGAUCAACAACCCUCUCUCUGGAUAGCAAGUGGUGUUAAAAGUGGUGAGUCCAGUGAUGCUGCCACUAAUGAAAAGAAGGCUGCAGUUAAACCUCUAACUGCUCAGAGCCAGGAUGUUAAACCACAAGAUGUUUUGAAAGUACCAUGCAGCUCUACUGUUCCAGAAAAAAGGAUUUUUCUUUUGCCUCAGGUUACUAAGUGGAAAAGAUCUUUAGGAAUACCAUAUUCUACACCCAAAGUACCUCAGGAAACAAGACAAAGAUACCUCAACUUGUUUGUGAAAGAACAUUUGGAGCAUGGCAAAACUAUGAAUGAGGCUUUUGAGGAGGCAAAAAAAGAAGAGAAGGCAAUAUAUGACCGUUGUGGCAGUAAAAAGAUGUAUUUGAACAUUGCCGUUAAUACUCUGAAAAAACUGAGAAAUCCAAUUCCUAAACCUCUGAGUGACCAGGGUGCGGUCAGUACAGGAAGCAGUGAAAGUAAAUUUACAACACCUGAAACACGUGGAAUGGCGGGGGCUGCUCUCUACAGACAUCUUAGAGAAUACAUUUUAACUGGACAACAAUUAUAUGAAAAUAACUAUCCCCAACCAAAUCCAGGAAGACCAGGAAAUGCUGUCUUCUAUAAUGAAGGGUACAAAUGGUAUCUCGAGGAUGCGACCAGGCGGCUUUGCUGUCGCUGUGGGAAAAUAUACAGUGUGACUUCAUCGGGCAGCCACAUUCAGAAAGAGGAAUGCUCCUAUCAUUAUGGAAAAAUGCUGAGAUUUGAAGUGGCUGGUGGAUUGGAAACCCGCUAUAGCUGUUGCGAUGGUGGAAUUGGUUCUUCUGGAUGUCAAACUGCCAAGUUUCAUGUCCACGAUGGCAGAAAGGAAAACCUGGAUGGCUUUGUGGAGACAUAUAUCAAAUAUCCUCCGUUUGAUGGUAAUCCUGGCGUGUACGCAGUGGACAGCGAGAUGAGCUACACAGUCCAGGGACUUGAAAUUACUAGAGUGACCGUGGUCGAUCCCAACCUCGUGGUUGUCUACGAUACAUUUGUUAAACCGGACAAUGAAAUCAUUGAUUACAACACUAGAUUUUCUGGAGUGACCGAAGAGAACUUGAAGAAUGUCACAACCUCCAUCCGAGAUGUACAAGCAGUGCUGUUGAACUUGUUCAGCGCAGAUACCAUUUUAAUUGGACAUAGCUUUGAAUGUGACUUAUGUGCCUUGAAGCUCAUCCAUAACACCGUUGUGGACACAUCCAUUGUGUUUCCUCAUCAGCUGGGCCUUCCGCACAAAAGACCUCUUAGACAGCUCAUGGCUGAUUUCCUCAAGAGAAUUAUUCAAAAUGGUGUUGGUGGCCAUAAUUCUAUCGAGGACGCAGCUGCUUGCAUGGAACUGAUGCUCUGGAAAGUGAAGGAAGAUAAUAAAGGAAGAAAAUGGGCCAGAUUUCCAGUGCCAUUUUGAAUACAUAUAGCUGUUACCUCAGCAUCUCUGAGUGUCCUCUGCCUAUCAGGCAAGGUCACAAGCAGUAAAGAGAAAAAAAACAUAGAUUAGUUCAUUUGUUGAAACUUAAAAGUGAUUUAAAAAGAAUCCUAACAGAUUUUUCUUUAAAAAUAAUUGUUCUGAUUCAGAUAAGUUUGACUCUUUUUUGUACUGAUGAAAAGAGGGCUGUGAAAUUGCAAUGGCUAACAGUCACUCUGAAAGUAAUAUUUUCAGUUUAUAAAUAUGCACCCUUAAGGUUAGAAUAAGUUUUCAAAUGUAGCAACCAUAACGCUUAUGUGCCAUCCAUCUGUAAAAAUUGUACUGAUGGAUAGAUACUAAAUUGAAUAGAUAUGCACUGAUAGAAAUACUACUGAUAGUAUGCACACUGAAGUGUUUGGCACUCCGUGUGUUGUGAUUGAUUCUAGGAGGAAAUGCUUAUGCAAGUCUCUUACUUCUUUUCUGAACUAUGUUUAAAAGAAUUGUAAAAGUACACUGAUUUGAGUAGUUUGCAAAUAUAAAAUUAGAUUUAUAGACUUACUGUCAGGUUCUUACAAGUUGAAUUUUGUAAAAAUCAACUUGCAUCUUAUGAGAAAGCUGACGACUCAAAUUUGCUAAGCAUUUUUACCUCCUCUUGUUCUUUCUAUUAAAGAACUAUUGAGUUGAAUAA